AUGGUCCACAAAGUCCUCUUCUGGGGCGGCUUCGGCAUCGCCGUCCGUCUCUGGCAACUCGGCAUCGAAAUGCGUCCCAUCCUCGCCAAGGAAUCCCUCUGGGUGUACCCCCUGUUCGCCGGCGUCGGCGGCAGCUUCGGAUACUGGCUUCAGGGCGUCGAGAGCCGACAACUGAAGAUCCUCGCACAGCGCCGGGAGGCCAUCCUCGAGAAGCGCCGGAGAAGAGACCAGCAGGUGGAUGAGACGGGUGCUCUGGCCGCGACGUCGUGA
Aspergillus melleus is the source of this 270-nucleotide messenger RNA. RefSeq names its product putative NADH-ubiquinone oxidoreductase 14 kDa subunit. The transcript has 2 exons. The record is from RefSeq and is a predicted model, not a curated record. The coding region runs from base 1 to 270 and encodes 89 amino acids. NCBI's taxonomy places the organism in Eukaryota, Fungi, Ascomycota, Eurotiomycetes, Eurotiales, Aspergillaceae.